AUGGACUUCUUGUCAGCAUGGAUUGUGUCUCCCUCUGCGCUACCCUUUCUGUGUCUCAUCUGGGGCGCUCAGGCCCAGCAAGCCUUCAGGUCAGAGCCCAGGAACCUCACUGUGCGUGUGGGGGCAACAGCUGUGUUAAAGUGUGAAGUGCUGCGGGCCUCGGGGGCUGUGCAGUGGGUGAAGGAUGGUCUCCUCCUGGGACCUCACUAAGGUUUGCCAGGGUUUCCACGCUAUGGCAUGAUUGGAAACCCCAAGAGAGAUAAACAAACAUACUCACAGGGCCAAUACCAUCUCCAGAUUGAGAAUACUCAGCUGGAAGAUGACACCUCCUUUGAGUGUCGAGCAGGCCUGUCUGAGAGCAGUGGUGCAAUCAUCUCCACCACCUGCUGGGUUGACUUACAAAGUCCGCCGAACAAACCUUACUUUGAAGCAGACAUGGCAACACCGUGGGUGGCAGGGAAGAAGUAUACUGUCACCUGUGCUGCCACUGAUGCAAAGCCUGUGGCAGAACUCGCACUUUACAAAGAUAGAGUGGAGCUGACAGGUGCAGAGUCUUCCUCCACGUCUGGCUCAAAGGAUAAGCUUGAGAACACAAGCGCCAAAGUAACGUCACAGCUCUGAGCUCUGAAUAACGGGAGACACUUGACAUGUCACGGCAAGAAUUCUGCCCUCUUCUGGCCAGUGGUGACCGCCGAGACAAUGAAUGUGUAUUACGUCCCUCAGCCUCCGGUCAUUAUGGGUCUGGAUAAAGGAGAAGUCAAAGCAGGGAUCAUUUUUUUAUUAUUAUUAUUAUUGUCUAAUGGUGGAAACCCUCUAGCCGCUCUCCGAUGGACCAUGAAUGGGGAGGUUCUGUCCAAGAUAUGGGAAGAUCCAAGAAAGCCUGUUACAGAGGCACUGAGCCAGACAUCCUUUGAUAGCGGUGUGACCCGAAAGCUGGUCCUGAUCCUGACCGCAAGCGACAGCAUGGCUACCUAUCAUUGUGAUGCCACAAACAAAGCAAUGAAGACCACCUCUGCCUACACUAAGCUCACAGUUCAUUGUGAGUAAUACUGAAACAUGAUAUGAGUACAUCGGGGUCAGAUGUUAACAUUGGAGUGUCUGUCUGGAAGCAGUAAUCCGAAGGACAGCAUCUCCUAUGAGAUUUGUGUCCUAGGCUGGAAGGGAUGGAAGACACCCAGGAAGGCUCAGCACAGUGGUGUAUCAGGGCGCAGUUUUCUAUCCCUCAGCUCACUGCAUCACGAACAGCGGAUCAUUUGCCAGGCCUCUACUCCUGGGCUAAACAAGGGCGCCAACACAUUCUUCCAGCUCAGUGUGCUCCACCAACCGGAGUUCAGCCCAGAGCAGCCCACACAGGUCCAGGUGGUGGGGGAUGACAUGGCAACCAUCCCACUGCUUGUCUCAGCCAACCCAGAGGAGGUUUCCUGCGUUUGGCUGCAUGACAGGGAGAAGCUGGUCAAAGGUGCUCCCACUGCUAAGGCGGAGCGAGACCCUGUGUUAGUACCCGUGGGGGAAACGGCGGAUCUGAUAUGUGUGGCAGAUGCCAACCCCAUUACAGCUGACAUGUUUUCAUGGAAAUGGCUGGAAGAAGAGGAGGUGAAGAUGGGAGAGGAGAUCCAGGAAGACAAAUCAGGCAUUCUAACCAUUUAUAAUGUGACUCGGGCUCAUGCAGGAAUAUACUAGUACACAGUCAGUAAUUGUAUUGCACCCACUGGCAGUGUCCACAUGCAUCUGAUUGUUGCGUUCAAACCGGGGCUUCAGUGGGGAAAGGUAGCCUGCAGCAAAGGGGGCAGCACCACCACAGCUGAGUUAGCAUGUCAGGCAGAAGGUAUUCCUCAUGUUGACUUUUCCUGGGAAAAAAUGGUGUUCAAUGGACUAAACGCCAGGUAUGAGGAGGGAGCUAUGAAGGCGGGCUCCUUCCACACCUGCACCAUUCCAGUGGUCAGUGUGUGUGUGAGUGCAGUUCUGGACUAUGCAGUUUUUAGCUGCACUGCAUGCAACGCCAUUGGGGGAGACAAGCUUAACAUCCAAAUUUCCUUCUCACGUCACCCAGAUCCCACUUCAUCCUUCCGCCUGGUCGCUGUUCACGACUUGGUCACUCUGGAGUGGAUGCCUGGCAUCAAUGUUGGUUUGCGACAAAGAUUCCGCGUCAGAUACCAUUGGGAUCAUUGAAACAGUUUCCUGUACGUGAACGUUUUUCCUCCCAGAGCGACAUUUUUCACUGUGACCGUCCUGCAGGCCUACAGCUUCUCUGUCAAUGCACUAAAUGCAACAGGAGAAAGCAGCUAUGCUAAUAACAAUGCAGUGUUGACCAUCACCACCAAACAGCAGCUUGGAGGAGGACUCCCAGCCUAUGUGAGAGUAUUGUCAGUCAUCUUUGGAGCCUUGCUGGUGUUCAAUUCGCUGGGCUGUUUCCUUGGUUUGAGGUGGAAAAAGAGGCGAGCGAAGGAAACAAGGUGCCAAGAAGGCAGCGUGCUGGAUGGAAAGAAGAAGGAAGAGGAAAAGUCUAGUCUGUCAACUGUGAGCCAUCCUAACAGGUACAAAAGCAGAGAGAAGAUCAACGACUCUCCAUCAGACACAGACAGCAACGUCUAG
This is a messenger RNA of Dunckerocampus dactyliophorus (ringed pipefish), 2592 nucleotides long. RefSeq names its product NPHS1 adhesion molecule, nephrin (gene nphs1). Gene Ontology annotation, molecular function: cell adhesion molecule binding. NCBI's taxonomy places the organism in Eukaryota, Metazoa, Chordata, Actinopteri, Syngnathiformes, Syngnathidae. Gene Ontology annotation, cellular component: cell-cell junction. Gene Ontology annotation, biological process: cell-cell adhesion. The record is from RefSeq and is a predicted model, not a curated record.